AGCGCCAUUUUGGAUCAGAGCAGCAGUGCAGUCCCAACAACAAACUGAGUUGGCUCUUGCGACAGUUUUGUUGACAUCUGUCAUUCAUUCAUGAAGUAAAGUCCUUCUCGCUCUGACAUUAGGCUAUAGUUGAACUUUAGAGGAAAUGAGUUCAGAUACAACCCCACCGGAUUCGGACCCGAAGGGGCAGCGACGGGUUCAUAAUAUGCUGAAGCUCUAUUACGGCCUGAAUGAGGAAGGAAAAGUCGCAGAUCAAGCCGAGUCUCUGGAUCCGUGUGAUAUCAACGGACUGCAUUUCGACCCAGAUGUUUAUUUAAAUAAGUUGAGGAAGGAGUGUUCUCUGGGUGAGCUGAUGGAUCACGAGAGCUGCAUGGUGAAACAGAUCAGAUCUCUGGACAGUGACAUGCAAACCCUGGUUUAUGAAAAUUACAAUAAGUUCAUCUCAGCCACAGACACUAUCAGAAAAAUGAAGAACGAUUUCAAGAAGAUGGAAGAUGAAAUGGACUGUUUGUCUGCGAACAUGACUGCCAUCACAGAGUUUAGUGCCCGCAUUAGUGGGACGUUGCAGGACCAGCAUGCACAGAUCACUAAGCUAUCAGGUGUUCACACUCUCCUCCGUAAGCUCCAGUUCCUGUUUGAGCUGCCAGCAAGACUCAAUAAGUGUCUGGAGCUGCAGGCCUAUGCCCAGGCAGUGAGCGCCCACCGGAGGGCACGCUGUGUACUGCAGCAGUAUAGUCACAUGCCCUCUUUCAGGGGCAUCCAAGAUGACUGCCAUGUCAUUAUGGAGCAGCUCGCUCAACAGCUGCGGCAGAAAUUCAGGGAUGGGGGUUCAAGUGCUAAAGACCUUUCUGAAUGUGUUGAGCUUCUUCUGCAGUUAGACGAACCAGCGGAGGAGCUCUGUGACAAAUUCCUCAGCCAUGCCCAGUCUAGGUUGGAGGUGGAUCUCCAGGGACUGGAGGCGGAGCUUAAAGACUCUGCGGUCUCUGAUACUGGUAGAGGCUCGGUCCAAAAAACAAGCCCUGGAUCAAAUCCCGUAUCUCCUUCUAGUUCCUCUGUGAAUAAUCCGUUCCUCUCUCCUACUGCCGGAACAGACAUCCUUGAGUUCAUAGAUCGCGGGUGUAAUGAGUUUGUCAGCAGCCUCUGUUUAGUCAUUGCCUCCUAUCAAGAAUUGUUCAUCAACCGUCCACAGGAAGGCGAGUUCGCUUCAAAGAACAUCCCAGAGAUGGCUAAUGGCAAGCUGCAUGUGUUUGUGGACACCCUGGCUGCUAGAUACUUCUCUCUAGUGGAGAGGAGGAUACAGGAAGAGAAGGGAGUGAGUGAUAACUCUCUGUUAGUGAGAGCCCUGGAUCGAUUUCAUCGCAGAUUACAGGCCAUAUCCAAACUACUUCCGGGGUCGGCAGUGCCUAGCCACGGAACUGAGAUUGUGGUGCGGGCAGCAAGAGAGAGAAUCAAACAGUACCUGUCCGCCUUACAAACCUUCUACCAUGACAGCCUUACUGAUGUAAGACAGGCUUUGGCUGCACCUCGUCUAGCAGUGGGAGGGGCCAGUGCAUCAGGAGGCGGGGCUUCAAGUAAAGAUGACACACCUAGUCUGCCAGAACUGCUGGCGUCCUUAUCAAACUUUAUUCUGAAUCAGCUAAAGUCUGUAUUAGCGUCAGUGCAUCUCUUCACAGCAAAGGACAUCACAUUCUCCAACAAGCCUUAUUUCAAGGGUGAGUUUUGCAGUCAAGGUGUGCGUGAGGGUCUGGUGGUAAGCUUUAUCAAGUUCAUUUGCCAGUCUUCUCGUCAGUACUGUGAGAGCACGGGUGACAGAGGAGGAUCCACCCCUCCUGCUCUGCUUCUGUUGCUCUCUCGUCUCUGUCUGGACUAUGAGACCUCCACCAUCUCCUACAUCCUCACACUCACAGAUGAACAGUUUCUUGUACAGCACCACACUCCAGUCACUCCAGUUACAGCGCUUUGUGCAGAGGCCAGAGAAGCUGCCCAGAAAUUAUUGAACCACUAUGUGAAGGUUCAGGGAUUAAUCAUCAGUCAGAUGUUGAGGAAGAGCGUGGAAACAAGAGACUGGGUGAACACCAUUGAACCUAGAAAUGUCCGAGCUGUAAUGAAGAGGGUAGUGGAAGAUACCACCUCUAUUGAUGUACAGGUGGGACUGCUUUAUGAGGAAGGAGUAAGGAAAGCCCACAGCAGUGACUCCAGCAAACGCACCUUCUCUGUGUACAGCAGCUCAAGACAGCAGAUCCGCUACGCACCAAGCUAUACUCCAAGUGCACCAAUGGACACAAACUUGCUCAGUAACAUUCACAAGCUAUUUUCUGAGAGGAUCGAUAUCUUUAGCCCUGUGGAGUUCAACAAGGUCUCUGUGCUAACUGGCAUCAUUAAGAUAAGUCUGAAGACAUUCCUUGAAUGUGUUCGUCUCCGUACGUUUGGCAGAUAUGGACUGCAGCAAAUCCAGGUGGACUGCCACUAUUUGCAGAUGUACCUGUGGCGGUUUGUGUCUGAUGAAAACCUAGUGCACUUCCUUUUGGAUGAGAUUGUGGGUAGUGCUGCCCAUCGUUGCCUGGACCCGUCUCCAAUGGAGCAAAGUGUCAUUGAGGUCAUCUGUGAAAGGGGUUAGCGUGGGUGGUUUUACUUGAAUAGGCAAACAAGUUUGCACAUAACUGAAACUGAACUCAACUUGUGGAUAAUACUAGUGCUUAUAUUUGCAGUUAUAUUCCAUGUAACUGAUGGAGUAUCAAUUUCAGUUGUCAAAUUAAUAUAAAGCUGGAGACCUCUGAUUUAAACCUGUUAAAGAUGGAUUGAAAUAAAAUAAAAAAAAUUAAAACCUUCAUUUGAUUAAAGGCUAGGAUUGUGUGGAUGUUGGGUGCUAAAAGCUGAAAUAUUGCUUUCUCUUGUCAAAGUCCUAAAAUGAACACAACAAACUAUGAAUUGAAACGAUAACCUAUUUAUUUCAUAACUCUAAUCAGUGUAUAUUUAAAGAUGAUCUGUUUAUCAAAACAAAUCAGCAUGUUUGGUAUGUGUCUUUUAUGGUUUAUUUCUGUAUUCGUUGACUGUGAAGACUGUUCAAUCUGCACAACUGGAUAGUAUGUAUUUAAUAAACGUAAUGUACAAAAAAAAA
Messenger RNA from Carassius gibelio (silver crucian carp), 3118 nucleotides. RefSeq names its product vacuolar protein sorting-associated protein 51 homolog. Gene Ontology annotation, cellular component: EARP complex; GARP complex; membrane. The transcript has 11 exons. The record is from RefSeq and is a predicted model, not a curated record. Gene Ontology annotation, biological process: Golgi organization; lysosomal transport; endocytic recycling. NCBI's taxonomy places the organism in Eukaryota, Metazoa, Chordata, Actinopteri, Cypriniformes, Cyprinidae. The coding region runs from base 146 to 2617 and encodes 823 amino acids.